Messenger RNA from Mangifera indica (mango), 1180 nucleotides. RefSeq lists its product as uncharacterized. Bases 113 to 895 code for a protein of 260 amino acids. The record is from RefSeq and is a predicted model, not a curated record. The transcript has a single exon. Lineage: Eukaryota; Viridiplantae; Streptophyta; Magnoliopsida; Sapindales; Anacardiaceae.
AACGCACUCUCGUCUUUCUCCUCCGUGUCAAAUCUCUCCCCAUAAACCCUUAAUUAUUAACCAACAAAACAAAAGCACAAUCCUAACCCUAACCCAAACCCACCACCCCUCUAUGAACGCACCACCCCAACCACAACAGCCACCACCAGGCACUGCUACCACAUCCACCUCUGGAGAAUGCGGAAAUUGCAGGACCCACACCCGUCUCUUCCUCCACAGAGUCCGCCUACGUGGCAUCCAACAGAAUCUCUGCACUUCCUGUGUUCUUCGCCUCUACCCUUCAUCUUUUUGCCCAAUUUGCUUCAUUUUCUACGAUUCUAAUCCCCCUCACCCUUCUGAACGCCUCACCUGCGCUAAAUGCGCUUCCUUCACCCAUUCACAUUGCGCCACGUCAUCCUCACUUUCGUCCCCCUUUCUUUGCCCUCGUUGUGAAGACCCCACCACGUUCAAUUUUUUUAAAGCCCCACCUGCAAAAACCACAAACACAAAUCCGAAUGCGAACACGACGGACAGCGUGCCCUCUGUUGAUAAUAAAAAUGUUCAUGUAAUUGACUCCAAGUCAGCAGCGAUGCUGCUCUGUGCGGCGAGGAUUGCAGCAGCGUCGAUGAGGAAGGCCAUGUUGGUGGCGAGAAUUGAGGCGGAGAAAAAGUCGAAAGAGGCUGCCGUAGCGAGGAAGAGGGCCAGAGAAGCCUUGGAGCAUGUGGGUUUUUUAAUAAGUAAGAGUAAUAAUAAUGAUAAUACAGACAGAAACUUUGAUAGGUCUGGGUCUGUUCAGCAUUCUGUCUCUGGUAACGCUAGCUGUUUUAAGGUUAAUGAGAAGCAACAACAAAGUUUGUCUAUGUCCAUGUCUCCUAAGGAGUUGGUUAAUAAUGUUACUGUUAAUGAUAAUCGAUAGCUACAAUUUGUAGAAGAGGGAUUUGGUUUGAAUUUGUAAGUUCGGAAAAGAAAUUCUUUAGAAAAUGGAUAGCUACGAGGUAGAAUUUUGGAGUUUCUAAGUUGUUUUGUGUAAUGAUUGUUUUAACUUGUUAUGUGACUUUUUAUAGGUACAUUCAAUUGUUAGAUUUUAUCAUGUGAAGAGAAUAUAGAGUUGAAUUCGGUAUCAUGUGCCCGGUUGUAUUUUUUCUCUGCUGAUCUUUUUCAGUGGGAACAUAGUUGUACAUGUGGCAGAGCUUGUGUGAAA